CCUCUCCAUCCUCGCGCGUCCUUGUGUGGUUUGGUUACUAUGGAGAUCAUAAUGAGAGCGCGUGCACUAGUGAGAGUGAAGGGGGGCACUGAAUAAAGAAGAGAUCAGUGUCAAUGAGAAACACAGUCACUACGUAAUUAAAUCCGUUCCUGUUCAAAGAAACGGUCAGGAUUUUACUUCAGGUCGGCCACGGAGUGCCGCGCACGAGCGAGAUGGGCAGCGCGUCUUCGGCGUAUCGGAUCAUAUACCUGGACGUGGAUGGAAGGAUUCAGAAGGUUGUUUUCAGCCGUUCCUGUAGCCCCUGUGAUAUUAAGGAGCUAUUCUGCACUGCCACAGGCCUCUCCAGGAACACAACCAUUUCCCUUCUGGACUCAACAGGUGCUAUGGUCUCCAUCGACCCCACAAUGCCAAACAACUCAGAAAGGUCGCCGUACAAAGUGGUGCCUCAAACCGGUGGACAACUUGCAAAUAAAGAAGAGCUGUUCCAGAAUGUGUUGACCCAGGUGGCGGAGCAGUUCUCCAGGGCAUUUAAAAUCAAUGAACUGAAGACUGAAGUGACAAAUCGCUUGGCCAUGCUGGAAAAGAGAGUGGAGUUGGAGGGUAUGAAGGUGGUGGAGAUAGAGAAAUGUCGUAGUGACAUUAAGAAGCUGCGAGAGGAGAUGGCCUCAAGGAACAACAGUUUCCUAGAUGACAAGAAGUUAACUCCUCGCAGAGAUGUGCCUUCAUACCCAAAGUACCACCUCUCCCAGGAGACAGUAGAAGCUUUGAGGCAGCCAAUCUUCGAUGUGUGGCAAUGGGAACCUAAUGAGAUGCUGAGUUGUCUGGAGCACAUGUACCAUGACCUGGGGCUGGUAAAGGACUUUAAUAUAAACCCCAUCACACUGAAAAGGUGGCUGCUCUGCAUCCAUGACAAUUACAGGAACAAUCCUUUUCAUAAUUUCCGCCACUGCUUCUGCGUCACACAGAUGAUGUACAGCAUGAUCUACCUCUGCAACCUACAGGAGAAGUUCACACAAGUAGAUAUUCUUAUUUUGAUGACUGCAGCUGUGUGUCAUGACCUGGAUCAUCCUGGGUACAACAAUACGUAUCAGAUUAAUGCACGCACAGAGCUGGCUGUGAGGUACAAUGACAUCUCUCCUCUGGAGAACCACCACUGUGCUGUGGCCUUCCAAAUAUUCUCUCAGCCUGACUGCAACAUCUUUGCCAACUUUGAUCCUGAAGCCUUUAAACAGAUUCGUCAGAGAACUAUUACUCUGAUCCUGGCCACAGACAUGGCUCGACAUGGAGAGAUUUUGGACUCCUUCAAGCAGAAAGUGGAUAAAUUUGACUUCACUAAUGAGGAGCAUGUUACUUGUCUAAAGAUGGUGCUAAUUAAAUGCUGUGACAUCUCUAAUGAGGUUCGACCAAUGGAGGUUGCUGAGCCCUGGGUGGACUGCUUGCUUGAAGAGUACUUCAUGCAGAGUGAUCGAGAGAAGGCAGAAGGCUUACCUGUCGCUCCUUUCAUGGACAGAGAAAAAGUGACCAAGCCCACGGCUCAGAUUGGCUUCAUCAAGUUUGUCCUCAUUCCCAUGUUUGAGACCGUGAUGAAGCUGUUUCCUCAGAUUGAGGAGAUAAUGGUACAGCCACUAAGAGAAUCCCGCGACAGAUACGAGGAGCUUAAGCAGAUAGAUGACGCCAUGAAUGAGGUUAGCAGCAUGUUUGUGGUGUUUUGUUGUUGUUUGCAUUACCUACUUCCAUAUUAUUGUAUUAUGCUUGUAUUUUUUUGCAGGUACAGAAAAAGAAAAGUGAAAAUUUAACAAUGGGAGGAAAAAAGAAAUGAGGAAGGUCACUGUUCAAAGAUUGUGCUGUUAGCUACUAAAUUGUAUCAUUACAGCGAUCAUUUAUAUGUUACCUCUGUGUGAAACCUAGUUUGUUUUUUGUUUCAGCUGGAGUCCCCAUAAGAGACAGCUAAUGAGUGGGAAAUGUGUGAAGUUUUGGCCAUCUUCUCAGAAAAUCCAAAGCAUCUUUCAGGGAAUUGAACCUUGUACAGCUUAUUCCAUUCUAUAGAUUGUGUUGUUGUUAUUUGAUUUUGUAAAAGUAUAAACAUUAUACAGGAUGUACAGAUUUUUUGUCACUUUUACUCUUAAAAAUAAAAGUUUAACUUUAAUAAAUACUGAAGUCAAGAAGUCUCUCUUUAGUAAUACAGUACUAUUUUUCUGUCCAUCCUGUCCUUUGAGGAAACUGUAGCUGCAUGUAUAAAUGCCAUAUUUAAUUUGACAUGGAUGAAAAUGAGGCUGUGAGGGAUAGACAUACAGUCCAUUCAAUAAGUUGUACUGUCUUAAGGUCCUAGAAACUUUCUGAAAAUAUCAUGUCUAAUUUUCACAACCCAUUUUCUUUUCCACACUGGACAUUUUUAUAGAAAUUGUAUUAAUGUAAAU
Messenger RNA from Myxocyprinus asiaticus (Chinese sucker), 2417 nucleotides. RefSeq names its product high affinity cGMP-specific 3',5'-cyclic phosphodiesterase 9A-like. The coding region runs from base 213 to 1796 and encodes 527 amino acids. Gene Ontology annotation, molecular function: 3',5'-cyclic-GMP phosphodiesterase activity. Gene Ontology annotation, biological process: cGMP catabolic process. The record is from RefSeq and is a predicted model, not a curated record. Lineage: Eukaryota; Metazoa; Chordata; Actinopteri; Cypriniformes; Catostomidae. The transcript has 17 exons.